Molecule: messenger RNA, 816 nt
Organism: Entamoeba invadens IP1
Lineage: Eukaryota; Evosea; Mastigamoebida; Endamoebidae
Product: lysozyme, putative
Exons: 2
Biological process (GO): cell wall macromolecule catabolic process; peptidoglycan catabolic process; signal transduction
Molecular function (GO): lysozyme activity
Source: RefSeq, a predicted model, not a curated record
AUGUUAUUACUCUUCUUUGUAACAACCUAUUUGGGAGUAACAGAGGCGGCAAAAGGCAUAGAUUGCGCGUAUGCCAUGUCCGUUGAUGCAAUAAAGUGUAUUAUUGGUAAAGGACAAGGCGAUUUUAUAGUUAUACGAGGAUGGAGAUCUAACAAUGUCUUUGACCAAGAAGCGCCGAGAACGUAUGCCAACGCAAAAUCGUUGGGGAUUAAUGACAUUGACGUGUACUUUUACCCGUGUGUUAAUUGUGGAAACCCUUCUGGUCAACUGAGUUCGUUCCUAUCAUCAGCGCAGUCUUCUGGACUCAGUUUCAACACUUUGUGGUUUGAUGUGGAGGUCAAUUCGUGGUCUAAGAACACACAGACCAACAGAAAGUUCUUGGAAGACUUGUUGCAAGCAGCGAGUGGGUCUGGAAUCAGAUAUGGUAUAUACUCGUCAUCUGGAGUUUGGCCAAGUGUCAUGGGUAGUGGUUAUGUCUCUCAAACAGCUGCUGCACUUCCAAUGUGGUACUCUCACUACGAUCACACAGCCUCAUUUGAUGAUUACAAGAACCCAAAGUACCAAUUUAAUACAUACACCAACCCAUAUAUGAAACAGUACGAUGGCGAUAUAAACAUGUGCGGCGUUGAUGUCGACUUAAAUUAUAAACCAGGAACAUCGAAUACCCCAACAGCUCCAACAACCCCUACUGCACCAACCGAACCAACUAAUGAACCAACUACAGAACCAACUAGUCCAACAACACCAGACCCUGAAAGUGCUGGAGGAAACGACGGAAGUGCGCCUGCUGGAGAUGCUGGAGGAGAAUCUGCUCCA